This is a messenger RNA of Cotesia congregata, 3030 nucleotides long. The record is from the annotation of a GenBank genome assembly. NCBI's taxonomy places the organism in Eukaryota, Metazoa, Arthropoda, Insecta, Hymenoptera, Braconidae.
UGAUUUUUGUUACAGGGUGAAAAGAAUAAUGGAUUCGACGUGUUGUAUCAUAAUAUGAAGCAUGGUGUGGUGGCAAGUAAAGAGCUUGCGGAUUUUCUGCGAGAGCGCUCGGCGAUCGAGGAGAAUAACUACAAGUUAUUGAGCAAAGUUGCCAAACAAGCGAGCAAUAGCAGCAGCAUACAGGGAACAUUUGCGCCAGUAUGGGCAGCCUUGCGUGGAGCUGCAGAAAAAUUGGCGAGUCUGCAUCUGCAGAUGGCCCAGCGGGUGUCGGAGCUGAUAAAAGAUGUUUCCAAGUACGCCGAUGAGCUCCACAAAAGACACAAAGCUGUGAAAGAGGAAGAGUCGUCGACCCUCGAGGUCGUUCAGAAUAUCCAGAGUAUCACGGUGACACUACAAAAAGCUAAGGACAUGUGUCAGCAAAAAGGGCUCGAAUUGGAGAAGUUGCGAAAGGAUAAUGCUAGCCAGCGGGAACUUGAAAAAGCUGAGGCUAAGUUUAAAAAAGCUCAAGAUGAUUAUAAAGUUCUUGUAGAUAAAUAUACCAUUGUUAGAAAUGACUUUGAAACUAAAAUGUCUCAAGCCUGCAGGAGAUUUCAAGAUGUUGAAGAAACACAUUUACGUCAAAUGAAAGAAUUUUUAAACACAUACGCUGAUGUUCUUCAAGCAAAUCACGAGCAAGUUGGUCAAGUUCACAUUGACUUUAAACGGCAGUGUUUAGAUAUGACGGUAGACAAACUAUUGGAACAAUUUGUCCAAUCUAAAUACACAGGAUUUGAACGACCAGGAGUGGUAGAAUACGACGAGGUGAUGACGAGCCUUGCUGAGAUGGCGAAUUCAACCCACCAACCGGAGAGCGGCAGUGCUGGUGGAAGCAUCGGAAGUGGUGGCGUAACUGCCGAUACCACGGGAACAACAGCAGCGAUAAAGGAGCCUCCGAGCUCCAAAAGCACCAACGGGGAAACAGGCGUUGCUGGUAACAAACAAAACAACAACACAACUAAGAAAAACCAAAUUCAGACGGCUAAGGUUGUGGUGGGUGAUUAUCACGGGGACAUUGCUAUAGAUUAUAAUCACGACAAGGAUAUUAAAGAUAAUAAUAAAAAGUACAAGAUUAAGGAUAAAAAUACAGAUAAAGACGCUCCAACCAAAGGCUCACGUCGUACCACCUCGCUUCUCAACCUGUUUAUGUCCAACUCCCAGGAGAGGCAGAGGCAAGCAGGUUCCGGUUCGGCACCUGUCACUCCUCAAGGUGACAAUCCACCUUCCAGCAUCUCCAGGAACCCUCUCAGAGGAUCUAAAUGGUUUCUACGAAGCAGACGUGAAAAGCGAAAAGAAAAGAAAGCUAAGAAGAAAAAGGACUCGGUGGAUACUAACAGUAACAAGGAAGAAAAGUCAGACCUGUCAGUAUCUAAAUUAUCAGCAGUCCCAGUGCAACAAAUUAAAGAAGAAGAAAAAGAUGAGAGCAGAAAAUCAGAAACUCCAACGCCAGAGGUAGAUGAAGAUGGAUACUGCAUUCGUCCGAAGCCAGAUCCUUGGGAGAAUGAAAAAGGAUUUUACUCGAGUUCAGAUACUGAGUCUGAUGAUGAGAGGGAACGAAAAAUUAGGGUGGAAAUAAAACCUUUGAGUAAUGGCGGGGCACCGAUGAGCGCCAGUGGUCGAAGAGGAUCAAACAAUGACUCAGAUCACCAUAUGAAACGUUCUCAGUCAGUAUCACAACAGCUAGGUGGAAAACCUAGCUCCGAUUUACUUGGUCUUAAUCUUUUUAAUCCAAGCAGUACGCCGUCCAGUGCAUCAACGCCCACGGCAAGUCAUCCUUACGCACCGUUGCAGAGUCCACCUCCGCUUUCUACUUCACCGGUUCCGCAACCUGCGCCUCCACAGUCAGCGCCUCCCAUUCAAUCUCACACACGUUUUCCAGAAGGAGAUUUGUUCUCCGAAGUAGGUGACAUCACGCCAGCCUUGCCACCCAAGCAAUCGGCGUCAUCAACACCAACAGGCUCAAUAAUAAUCCCGCGACCUCCAUCACGUCGCAGCGAAGGGGGUCCACGUGGGAGGAUGUCCCCGGCAACGAUAUCGAGAGCUGAUAGUGUUGCGAGUCUUGAAUUUCGCACUGCUGGAGUUGGAGUUGGAUCAUCCCGUGGCCCUUCGCCACUUACCAUCGGGCUUGCUGAUACUAUUCCACUGGCUGUUGCUUUUCACGAGAUCGUUCAUUCGUACUUCCGCGGUACUGAUGAGACUCGCUGUCAGGUCAAGCUCAGCGGAGAUAUGAUGCUCUCAUUUCCUGCUGGUAUUGUUGCUGUACUUGCUAAUAAUCCAAGUCCAGCUAAACUGACUUUUAGAAUGAGAAAUACUAAUCGACUGGAACGACUCGUUCCUAAUACUCAACUUGUCAGCAUAGAUCCAACACACACAACAACAGAAACGACAAUAUUUGAUUUCAAUAUGAGUGCCUUAACUACGUUAUUACGUCGUCAAGCUGAACAAAAUCCCACAGCGUCGUACUUCAAUGUCGAUAUUCUUAAAUAUCAAAUUAAGGCUAAAGAAGGCGCGGCAUCAUGUCCGUUUCAGAUUGUUGCCUACUGGAAAUGUGAACCGACACAUACUGACUUGAAGAUUGACUACAAAUACAACAGCCGUGCGAUGGCAUCCCCAAGCCCGCUACUAAAUCUUCAUGUAGCCGCACCGAUCGACGGGGGAUUCAAGAGUAUGCACAGUAAACCCUCCGCCCAAUGGCUACCAGACACAAAUCGUCUGCUCUGGAAGUUCACCGAGCUUUCACAGCACAGCGAGUCUAAUGGAGUGGGAUCGUUAAAAGCUCGAGUUGAAAUCGAUCGCGGUCCCGGCACUCAAGGAACUAUAUUCACGCAAUUUAAUUGCGAAGGCACAACUCUGUCGGGAGUUGAAUUCGAAUUAGUUGGCCCAGGAUAUAGAUUGAGUUUGGUCAAACGUCGAUUUGUUUCCGGUAAAUACAUUUGCGAUGGCGACUCAGAUCCACGAUCACGAUACGCUGCGCCUCCUUCUGUUAGCAACUGA